CGGUAGUCGAUAUAAUUUACAUAAAUAAAGUAUGUGUAUAGAAAGUGCGGGUUUUAAAAGUAUUUUAAUUAAAAGUAAAGUUUAUAAAUUAAAUUGCUAGUUUGAGCAAACCACCCAUCGAUAAAGUAAAUAUGAGAAUGAAAAAAUCCCCAUCACAGCCUUCAACAUCUGCAUUAGAAAACAGAACUGAAUUAGAUAGUUUUCAAAAUAAUGUUAUUUCCUUGUAUGGUUGGAGAAAAAAGUGUUUAUACAUGUUAAUGUUAGUAAUUAUACUGUUAGUUGGAAUUAAUUUAGGACUUACAUUAUGGUUUAUGAAAGUUAUGCAAUUUUCUGCCGUUGGAAUGGGACAGCUUAAAAUAGUUUCAGGAGGUUUAAAAUUAGAUGGAAAAGCUUACAUAUUAGGAAAUCUAAUAGUUUCAUCGAUACGAUCUAGAGUAGGUCAUCCAAUUGUUUUUGAAUCCACGAGAAAUUUCACUUUGAGAGCCAGAAAUGAAAAAGGAAAAUCAAGCAGUUGGCUUAAAUUAGGUGAUGAUCAGUUUGAAUGCAUGUCAAGCAAUUUUAAGGUAAUUGACGAUAAGGGAACACUGCUUUUCUCAGCGAAUAAGGAGGAAGUUUACGUUGGUAGUGAAACUUUAAAGGUAAACGGUGAGGGAGGAACAAUUUUUAGAAAGGCAGUUCAGACGCCUUUAGUAAGAGCACCUCCAGGACACGAUCUAAGGUUGACUUCCCCUACGAGACAACUGUCCAUCUACGCUCCAAAAGGUCUAAAGCUCGAAUCACUGGCUGGCAAAAUUAGCGCCGAAUCCUUUGAUAACAUGACAUUUAGGUCGGAAGCGGGAGCUGUAAAAUUAGAGUCUAGUGUAAUUCUAAUGCCAAAAUUACCCACGGCCAAAGUGAACAAAAGGCCAAUUGUGACAAAAAAACGAAAUAAUAUUUUUCAGUUAUGUGCCUGUGGUAACGGUAAACUGUUUUUAGCACCACCUCAUACAGUGUGUGCAACGGAUGAGGAACAUUUUUGUAAUAUGUAAUAGUUUAGAUUUAAAAAAAUGUAUAUGAUGUAUAGCAAAGUAUUAAUAAUAGGUUAUUUAAAUUGUUGUUAUAAUUUAAAUUUUCAAAUUAUUCCGGGGUUUAUAACUAGUUUAUAAACUGCCUAUUUAAAUUAACAAAUAAUCUAAACAGGGUGUACUGAGAUUGGCGCAAC
Molecule: messenger RNA, 1201 nt
Organism: Brassicogethes aeneus
Lineage: Eukaryota; Metazoa; Arthropoda; Insecta; Coleoptera; Nitidulidae
Source: the annotation of a GenBank genome assembly